AUGUCUCGUUGCGCCAAAACGCUGAUGUCUGUCGCAGUGCAAGGAUUGAAACAAGAUAAGUUGUCCUGGAUAACGCUGGUGCGUGAUUUCCCAGAUGACUUGGAUUACUGUGCCAGAGGUCUGGAUGGCACAGUUGCAUACAUUUUAGUAUGCUUUUCCGCAUUUAGUGUUGAAGAGGAAACACUGUUAAAAGCGACUUUGAAUAUUUUCGAGUGGACUCAACGAAGUAUUGCUCAGAAAUAG
Messenger RNA from Enterobius vermicularis (human pinworm), 243 nucleotides. The record is from the annotation of a GenBank genome assembly. NCBI's taxonomy places the organism in Eukaryota, Metazoa, Nematoda, Chromadorea, Rhabditida, Oxyuridae.